Aegilops tauschii subsp. strangulata is the source of this 1863-nucleotide messenger RNA. Lineage: Eukaryota; Viridiplantae; Streptophyta; Magnoliopsida; Poales; Poaceae. The record is from RefSeq and is a predicted model, not a curated record.
AUGGCUGCAAUGGACGUCAGGUUCUCCAAUACCUGGCAGCCCUCUAGAUCGAGCAAAUCUUCUACAGGCAGCAGGACAGUGAGAGGCCCGGCCAAAAAGUUGAAGGAUGGCGUAAAGUACAACAUCGAUGCCAUCAAACCUAAUGGCGAACCAAGGGAGCCUAAGAAGAAUGCGGACAAGUUAGUUCGUCAGUGCGGAGUUCUUGUGAAGGACCAAAUCCCGAUCUCCAUGCAAGAAUGGAAGAAGCCAGCAAAGGAACGUCCAGAUCUUACUUGGGUUGACCAAAGAGCAAAAGAUCUGCUUUGGGAAACUCUCAUGUCACAUUUCACAUUACCAGAUCAUUUCAUAGAUGCAGAUGUGCAGAAAGUGAAGGACGCUGCUCUUAGGAAGAUGGCGGUUGCAUUCAACAACCACAAGAAGAGUAUAUGGGCCAAGUACGUCGAAGGAGGAAAGAAGACUCUGGAAUUCACGGGAACACUGGAGAAGCAAAGAGAACACUGGCCCGCUUUCAUGAAAUUCAAGAAAUCAGAAUUAGCUAAGGAACGGUCGAGAGUAAACAAGCUCAAUGCCGUGAAAAAGGAGCAUUUCCAUAGGCUGGGGCCAGAACUGUUUCAGUUAUUCAAGGACAGGGAAUCCAUCGUGGACUUCGGGCUGCGGCUCUCUGCCCUCGUCGCCGACCUGGAGCUGUACAGCGAUCCUGUCACCGAGCACAAGGCGGUGCAGAAGUUUCUCCGCGUGGUGCCGCGUCGCUACCGCACGAUGGCCAUGGCGAUCGAAUCUCUGAUCGAUCUGAAAACCAUGUCAAUUGAAGAGCUGGUUGGCCGCCUCUCCGCCUGCGAGGAUCAUUACGAUCUUGAUGACGGCUCACAGUCCACCGGGCGGCUGCUACUCACUCACGAGGAGUGGCUGGCCCGUGAGAAGCUAGGCGGCGGUGGAGGAUCGUCGACCGGCGGCGGCGGCGGCGGCGGCAAGAACAAGUCGCCCGCGAAGCCUAAAUCUCAGGGAGGCGGCAAGGGCGCGCUGGGGAACGCCGGGGCAGGCGGCUCUUGCAGAUCUUGUGGGAAGAAGAAGAAGGGCAAGUGUCACCAUUGUGGCAUCCCAGGGCACUGGAAGAAAGAGUGCCGGACAUGGCUCCGCAAGCAGGAGCAGAAGGGCAAGCCGGAGCAGGCAAACCUGGCACAAGCCGACGCCGAGCACGAUCACGGCCUCUACAUGGCCGUGGUCACCACCAUUGACACAUCACAUCUCGUCGCACCCCAAGAGGUGUACCUGAAUGAGGAAAAGGUCAUGCCCGUGCCGUCCCCGAACGGCGUGUGGUUCUUCGACGCCGGGGCCAGCAGUCAUAUGACGGGCGACGGGCGUGUGUUCUUGGCGCUGGACGAGACCGUGCGGGGCACGGUGAGGUUCGGCGACGGAUUCGUGGUGGCGAUGCACGGACGUGGAUCUGUGGUUUUCCGUUGCCAGAGCGGGGGCCAGCGCGCGCUCACCGGCGUCUUCUUCAUCUCAAGCCUGCGCACCAACAUCGUCUCCGUCGGGCAACUCGACGAGGCCGGAUGCAUCAUCGACAUCAGGGACAGCGUGAUAGCGAUCCAUGACCCGUCGCGGCGCGUUCUGGCGUGCAUCAAGCGUUCCACCAAUCGUCUGUACAGCGGCGCUCUCGCUGUGGACGCGCUGACGUGUCUGAUGGCGAUCGGGGACGAUGAGGCCUGGCGGUGGCACACGCGCAUGGGGCAUCUCCAUUUUCGCGCGCUCCGGGCCAUGGCGACCAAGGAGAUGGUGCGGGGCAUGCCCGUGAUCGAUCGCGUAGAAGAGUACUGCGACGGCUGCGCCCUGGGGAAACAGCACCGCGCGCCGUUCCGGUAG